Molecule: messenger RNA, 3274 nt
Organism: Actinia tenebrosa (Australian red waratah sea anemone)
Lineage: Eukaryota; Metazoa; Cnidaria; Anthozoa; Actiniaria; Actiniidae
Biological process (GO): multicellular organism development; positive regulation of kinase activity; cell surface receptor protein tyrosine kinase signaling pathway
Cellular component (GO): signaling receptor complex; plasma membrane
Molecular function (GO): transmembrane receptor protein tyrosine kinase activity; protein binding; ATP binding
Source: RefSeq, a predicted model, not a curated record
UUGUGUGGAAACUAACUUCUCUUGCUCAACCCAUUCUCUCUUAUCACACAGUGAUCGCAAGCGCUAUAUAUAACUAAUUGAUUCUGCACUAUUUGUUCUCUUGCAGAUAUUUUCACUUGAUUAUAUAAAUUUAUAUAGAAACCCUAUGAACGAAAAAGUACUAACAAUAACAAUCAGCAAAACACCUUCUUGUAUGAAUAUAACAGGAGGCAAUUAUACUUUAUGUCGCGAUUUCCUGCCACCAGGACCUCCUAUUUACGUCAACAUGACAUCAUCACGUUACCUAGGCAACGCUACAUCCCAAGUCACAAUAGAGUGGCUGCCACCUUUGGCAAGCAGAAACCCUAUUCUUGGCUACUACCUUAUGUAUAACAACGACGCUUUUAAGCCUAAGCUACAAUCUUAUCGUGAACGAGUGAAAUGGGCUGUUGGAGCAAAUAUAACAUCUGUAGAAAUCGUGGUCAAAACAGGAAUCAGUUACAGCUUCUCGAUUGUAGCAUAUUCCAUCAAGGGAAACGGUUCAAUUCAUCUACUGGACUUCAUGGCGCCAUGGCCUCCCACACUAAAUGUCAACAGCACUAUCCCUCAUGAUACCCAGACGAGUGGUCAUGGGUUUGUAUACCUUGUAGUGUGUGGGGUGCUUCUUCUACUCAUCUUAUCUACCAUGGGAGGUGGUAGAUACGUGUACAAGAAACGAAGAGCACGUGAAGCUAUGGCAAUGAGGGUACAGCUACGAGAUGAGUUUAUUGAAGAAGGUCUAAUGCUGCCCAUGAUAGAGCCUGAUGAAUGGGAGGUGGAUUACAGUAGUAUUGUCCCUGGUGAAGAGAUUGGAUCAGGUGCAUUCGGUACCGUGAGCAAAGCGAGUGUGAUUGGUUUACCAGGAUUCCCCGACCAGAAAGAAGUCAUUGUAGCUGUCAAGACACUGAAAGCCAUGGCAACCUUAGAAGACCGCAAAGAUUUUCUGGCUGAAAUCGAUAUGAUGAAACAGAUUGGCAAACAUCUGAAUGUGGUCAGCAUGCUGGGCUGUGUUACUCAGGGGGGUCCCCUCUGUCUUAUCACCGAGUACUGUCGCUAUGGAAACCUGAAAUUGUACCUUCGAUCGAUAAGAGACAAGAAUAAAAAGCAUCCCCAUUUCAAGCUGGGUCCAGGCUUUUCGCCUACUCCAAUCUCUGGUCGCCGUAAAAUCAGCUUACAGAAGCAACGAUACAGCAAUACCUUGCCAAAAAAUAUAAACAAAGAAACGUCAACUGAGAGCCUCUCUACGAGGAACAAAGCGUUCUCCCUAUCUCCACUUCUGUUUAGAAAGAACAAAGCUUUGAAUGGAAAUACUUCGGAUAAGAAUUCAUCAAGGRAUUGCCUAUGCAUGGGUGCUUGUAACUGCAGCAGCAUAUCACCUACUCGUUCUCUUGCUUCAUCCUUGUGUGAUGAUUAUUGCRACGAACAAAGAAGAGAAAGCCUGAGUUCCUGCAUCAGUGGUAUCAGCAAUAACAACAAGAGAGGACUAUCCAAUGCUAACCUGUCAGUCUCUACUCAUUCCAGUAUUUUUGGCGACGAACCUUCGUCAAAACUCCUCUCCCCACCGCUGACACCAACCAAGGUACCAAACUCCGACAACUCUCCGACGAAGCUCCAAUCUCAAACCGAUUAUCACUCGGUCGGAAACCUUGCUGAAAUGAACRAGUGUUCAAUACUUCUCACGCCUCAAAUGGCCCGCCAUCCACGAAGAAAUUCUUUUGGAGAAAAAAACUCUCGAGAAAGGAAAGAUAUCUGUAUUUUUGUUACCGAGGCUGAGCCCGCAGUUUCAUUCUCAAGCGGUAAACAUACUCAAAACAAUGCCUCAUGGGUAGCUGACUUUGAUCAAGCACAAGUGAAUGGAAAGAGGACGGAAGAAAUUGUCUCUAAUGGCAAACAACUUAACUCCACAAGUAAUUCUAAAUCAGUAGUAAGAACGUUCCCAUCAGGAAACAUCUGUACCCCUUCUGAAACUAAAGAGRUCACUAAAGAAGACAACCGGAGAGAGUUGGGUCAAAAUGAACUGAUCUCUUUUGCAAGACAGAUAGCAGUUGGCAUGGAAUAUUUAUCACAGAAGAAGUUUGUACAUCGCGAUCUGGCUGCCCGUAACGUGCUGGUCUGUGAUGACAAUCUAGUCAAGAUAUCUGACUUCGGAUUGACGCGAGAUGUCUAUGAGAGCUUUGAGUACCACAAGUCUAAUAAUAUUGGAAAACUGCCUCUGAAAUGGAUGGCACCGGAAGCGCUGUUUGAAAACGUACACACAUCAAAAAGUGAUGUAUGGGCGUUUGGGGUGCUGUUAUGGGAGAUUAUCACACUAGGAGGAAGUCCUUACCCGGGUAUAUCUGGUAAGGAGCUGUACAAGAUGCUMAAGAACGGAUACCGCAUGGAAAAACCGGAAAUGUGCAGCUCUCAAAUAUACAACAUCAUGUUGUCGUGUUGGGCGUCGCGACCAGAAGAAAGACCUUCCUUCACUGAUCUACGCAACCAACUGGAACGAUUAAUGGAAGUAGAAGAUGAAGUGUACAUUGAYGUGAACUUUGAUGACGAUGAAUACUCUUUCCUUGUGCAAGACUCUAGUUCUGAUACAAGCAUAUCUUAGGCCUUCAUAGAUUCCCCCAUUAGUUUUCUAGCCGAGUCUCUGAGAUGGUAAUUUAUUUCACUAAUAGAAGCUAAAAUCCUGAAGUAUUGAGUUGUGUGGGUUGUGAAAUUCUGAAAUUUUCAUAAGCGUAGACAUAAAGAUAGAAGAUGUUGCUUCUGAAGACAACUGAAAACUCCUUUGGGUUAGGUAUUGGUGUUAUUAAUUAGCUUGCAUAUACAUCUGAACUCUUUCUUUAUUAAAACAAAACCUAUAGCAAGCCUCUCUGUAUUUGCACUGUCCCUUCUCACCCACUCUCAGCAACAGGCCACAAGGAUUGUGUAGUGGUGGUACACUUGCCUCCCACCCCCCGGGUCUAGGGUUUGAUAGGUCUCUCCCUUGAUUCAAGGAUUUUUCUCCUGGUUUUGUAGAACYCAACACGCUAAAUUUUAAUUUGGUCUGUGGGUUACCCUUAUCCUGGCUUAGAUUAUUUUGAUGUAUAGCUGUAGAUAGGUUUGUGUAUAUCUCAUUUGUAGUCAGUAUAAUUGUAAAUAUUGUUAAGUUUCAGUGCUAAUGGAUUUAUACUUCAGCAAAUUAUGCUUACAUUUGUCUAUUAUCCAAAAUGUUUAUCAUUUCCCGGCAAGGAAUGUACAAAACACAUUACAAUAAAAACCAUUACAAAUACCA